This is a messenger RNA of Parastagonospora nodorum SN15, 735 nucleotides long. RefSeq lists its product as hypothetical. The transcript has 2 exons. NCBI's taxonomy places the organism in Eukaryota, Fungi, Ascomycota, Dothideomycetes, Pleosporales, Phaeosphaeriaceae. Bases 1 to 735 code for a protein of 244 amino acids. The record is from RefSeq and is a predicted model, not a curated record.
AUGGCAACGGAUUAUAACGACUACCUCGACUUUUCAGAUCCCAAAAGCCCCCGCUCAUGGGCGCCAAGUGCCGACCCGCCGCAAAUCAAUGAAGGCUAUGAUUAUGUUCCCGGCCCUCUGACUAUGACCACCAUCGCUUUGUUUGGCAACAACACAUUUUUCGAAAUUGCCGUACAAACUUGGAAUGCUUCUCUCGAUGAGAAUAGCAAGAUCCUGCCUGGGGAGCGCCUGUGCAACCUCGUACCUUUUGCCCGCUUGGAACCGAUACCGUUCACUUCCACUUCCAUCGUGACAUGGUCAGACUCCAAGUCCCCAGGAUGCGAUUUUGGUAUUCAAACUCAGCCCGAAUUAUUGGACGCUCGACAAUUUCUUUCCAAAUGGUUGCACGGGUUUAAUGAUACAAAGACAGCUGUGACAGCAUUGUCAUCAGCGGUGUUUCUAGCCAAUCAGGCCGUUGUGACAAUGGAUCAGUUACUCUCACGCUAUAGUAUCGGGAGUGAUGCACGGGAAGAUUACGGACGAUCGAUUUACUCUGGGUAUGCAACCACGAUACGAAAGCCUCAAUUAUCGCUUUCGGUUGUGAUCGGUAUGACCACUAUCUUGACUUUGGAAUUAUUGUGCCUGGCUAUCCUUGCAUGGCUGAUCUAUCGUGGUCCAUCGGAAACCCGCUCUCUGGACGCCAUGGCCUUCCUUAGGCUCAAAGAACGCAUGGAGGAACAUACAAGCUUCUCGUGA